CCAGUUAUGAAACAAACCUAAAAUUUGUACACAAAAUACAACUGUAGAAUCAUAAAUAUAGUUUUUUUAAUAUAGUGAAACAAAUUGUUUACCCAAAGACAUUUCUUGACUUUAAACCUAUAUAUACACGUAUAUAAGUUAAUUCUGGAAUUCAAAGUCUUACUGGGGAAAUAUCAAAAUAGCAGUUAAACACAACUAAAAUAGAUAAGAUGCCCACUAUUAUUGCUCUGGAUGUGUCAUUGUCUAUGCAACGUCAAAUACCAGGCCGAAGUGAAGAAAAUACACUUACUUACCAUCAGUUAGCCGUCAAGGGUAUAUCACAAUUGCUAGAACAUUUGUCUGCCACAUCGAAAUUGGAAUAUGUUUCCUUAGUUGUAUACUCCACAACAUCCGAGGUAAAGGUAGAUUUUACGCGUGACUAUGACAUUAUUCGACAAGCUCUAAAGAAAAUAGAACCCGGUGACAAACUCUGCCUCAUAAGUAUGUUGAAAAAUGUUGCGAGUAUAUUGUCGACCAAUUGGGGCUUUCAAAACUAUUCUCAAGUUGUAGUGUUCACGGACUGUGGCUUAGGGUUUGGAAGUACUGCACUCAAGGGAUUUUUCCACAGUUAUGUCGACAAAGAAAAUGAACCUCAGUUCGAUUGGAUAACUCUACUGAAGGCAGUCAAGUUAAAUUUUGUGUGCAUGGGAGUUCAAAGUGAUUAUUACUUCACACGUUCUUUGCCAAUAUAUCAGCAGCUAAUAGAUUUCACAGGGCUUAAAGGUCAACUAUAUAUGCCGAAAGCUGUGAAAGAGACUAUGGAGAGUUUGGAAAAUAUAAAUGACAACAAUAAGCCACCAGGAAUCGCCAACGUCAACACAUCGACGCCCACAACAGGAACACAUUCAAGCCAUAAGAGUGAGCUUGGUCGCACUGCUAUGUUCGAUUUAAUUGAAAGAGUUUGUGAGGCCAAUUUUAAGCCUUAUGAAGUUACGCUUAAAGCUGGUGGUUAUUUCCGGUUGGAGUGUCCGGUUGUAAUAUGGCCCCGACCUGCGCCAUAUAAAACGGAGAAUGGAGUGAAAACCGAAUUAAAAAUAUCACAGAAAAUAGAGAUAUGUGGGUUUUUGUCCCUGUCCGAAAUUGGUUCACCCGUUUCCUUAAGCCGACAUUUAAUUAUUCCUAAAGUGGAUAGAGAAAAGCCAGCACGUCGUUCGUCUGAAAAAUUAAGUUCCUCAAAAUCUUCAUCGAGUGGAAGCGCUAGUGCCACUGUUAAACCAACAUUAGACGUAAACCAACCAAACUAUGAGUACGAAAAAUUAGAGCAGGAAAUACGAGAAUUCUAUACAAAAGACAUUAAAGAAGGUGAUGAAAGCAGCGAAGAUACUGAAACCAACGUUAAUAAAGCUGGAAGCGCUGCCUCAGCAACCGCAGCUGAAAAAGAAUCGAUGUGCGUUAUGCUCCAUGGCGCUUUGAAAGUUGAAAAUCUAGCUGCAUUGGUAUUAUUAAAUGAUAAUUGGUAUGGCUUUAUCUAUUCCUAUGCGGAUAGUAAGAAAAAAUCGAAUUUAAUGUUGAAUAUUUUACCACCCGGUAAUAAUGUUAUUCCCUGGUUGGGGGACCUGCAGUUAUUGGGAUUUGCUGAAGACUUAUUGCCAGGCGAAACAAACGCAUUUCCAGUGAAGGCCGAAAAGCGUUCAUAUUCCCAAAGUUGUGUGGUGUGGAUAAAACAAGUAAGUUUGCAGUCUGACGUGCAAAAAGUACUGCGACAUGCAAAGAAAAUGCCAGAGAAGACGCAGCACUUCUAUAAGGAAUUAAACCGCAUACGACGCGCUGCACUAUCCAUUGGCUUUGUUGAUCUGCUCGAAGCGAUGGCGACACUCUUUGAAAAAGAAAUUUCUCAACUUUCGGUGAAUACAAAUCCGGAAUGCAUCCUGCAAUUGAAACAUGCAGUCAAUGAGUUAAGAACUGAAGAAAGUCUAGAUAUAAAAACGUCUAUUACACCAUACCACAAAUUUGUGCCCACGGGUGGUGGCAACGAUAGUGCGCCUUCAGGUUUUAUGUAUUAAGUAACUAAAAUACGUGCAUUUCAUGUGAAAUGUCUUUUUAUAAUGUUAGUAUAAUCUUAGA
This is a messenger RNA of Bactrocera latifrons, 2103 nucleotides long. RefSeq names its product von Willebrand factor A domain-containing protein 9 (gene IntS14). The transcript has 4 exons. Gene Ontology annotation, biological process: snRNA 3'-end processing. The record is from RefSeq and is a predicted model, not a curated record. Bases 210 to 2042 code for a protein of 610 amino acids. Gene Ontology annotation, cellular component: integrator complex. NCBI's taxonomy places the organism in Eukaryota, Metazoa, Arthropoda, Insecta, Diptera, Tephritidae.